Oryzias melastigma (Indian medaka) is the source of this 9285-nucleotide messenger RNA. It is a transcript of the gene cdk5rap2, whose product is annotated as CDK5 regulatory subunit associated protein 2. The record is from RefSeq and is a predicted model, not a curated record. Gene Ontology annotation, cellular component: microtubule organizing center. Lineage: Eukaryota; Metazoa; Chordata; Actinopteri; Beloniformes; Adrianichthyidae. The transcript is spliced from 51 exons. Bases 399 to 8771 code for a protein of 2790 amino acids.
GCAAGGCUGCCACUGGCACACAUUACCAGAUAUCCACAUUUCUAACACAGAAUUUCUUUUGGUCACAGUGUUAUUUUCCUAAGGAUAUCCUGGGUGUGUGGCUAAACUUUACUUAUUUACCCAAGAAUUUAGUUUAUACUCUUAAAACACUGGUUACAUUUGCUUUAGCUCUACAAAUCUGUUGGGUUACGUAACCCAAAUGUUCUUCUGAUUUUUGGACCAUGCAAAUAGAGAAACAAGAUGACACACACAGGCAGAAAUGAGACUGCCAGAGUGGAUGUAAAUGAAGCAGGGAGUCAUUCUUAAGCUAUUUAUGGAGUAUCCUUAGGGCUCAGUGGAACUGGCCAGCCUGCAGGCUUCCAGACUCCAUCAAUCCUGGCGAGUUUUCCACUGGCAGCAUGACAGCUCCAUCAAUCCCUGAGAAAAUGUCCCCCAUUAAAGCUCUCACCAUGAAGGACUAUGAAAAUCAAAUUACAGCCCUGAAGAAAGAAAACUUUAACCUGAAGCUACGCAUUUACUUCAUGGAGGAACGCAUGCAGCAGAAAUGCGAUGACUCAACAGAAGACAUUUUCAAAACGAACAUUGAGCUGAAGGUAGAGCUGGAGUCCAUGAAGAGAGAGCUGGCAGAAAAACAGGAGUUACUAGUGUCUGCCUCUAAAGCACUGGAAAGCCUGGCUGGAAGGGAAUCGGGAGAACCCCAGCGAGUGAGAGAACAAGCUCAGAGAGAGAUGGACAUGCUGAGGGAGUUGAUGAACAAGAGAAUCACAGAUCUGGAGCAGAACUUGCAAGCAGCCGAGGAAGAGAUAGAGAAGAUGGCAGCCAUUGCUGAGCAGGAGAAACUCAGGAACAUAAACAUGGAGAAGCAGCUCCAAGCCUUCUCCCCGCUAAGUGCGUUCCCUCCUGUUCCUUCCCCAACUCUCGCCCAGGAACUGCAGCAAGCCCUCCAGGAGAAAGAAAACAUCAUCGAGCAGCUCAAGAUCAUGUUGAAGAACCAAGAAGCUGCACUCCAUCACAAUAACGGCAGAGACCGGCAAACAGAUUCACCGUCCAGCGAACGCUUUUCUGAUCUCAUAAUGAAGAAGGAUCAUGAGAUUCAGGCAUUAAGAGAUGAGCUACAAAGAGAGAAGGGAACAAUGCAGCCAGAGCAGCAGAAAAGUGACGUUAAUCGUCUGGAGUCUGUCAAUAAAAUGCUGAACGAAGAUCUCAGCUUAGUAAAAAGCACCAAUGAAAGCCUAACCAAGAAACUGGAGGACUUUCAGAACCAAAACAAGAUCUUGUCAGGGAAGCUGGAGGAGAUGGAGAACGAAGUCAACUCUGACAAGAAAAAUGCUCUGAAGCGAGAUAAAACCAUCCAAGGUCUCACUCAGGUCCUAAGGGAAAAGGAAAAAGAGAUUGCUGAGCUUUGUCAUGAAAUCGAGGACAGGGAUGAUGCUUUGGCAAAGGCUAGAGAGGCAGCACACAAAGCCCAGCUGCAGAAAUACCAGGGGGUAGAGGAGCACCAAAACCUGCUUAUGGAAAAGCAAACAGAACUGGCUCAACUUCAAGGGGAGCAUCACGCCAAAGUGCUUGAAGCCCAAAAACUGCAGCGUGCCCUGGACAGGAAGGAGCAGGAGCUUUCUGAUUUGCAGCAGCUUAAAGAUCAGCUCGAGACUGAACUUGAAGACGCGAGACAACAGAAGAAGAAAGGCGAUAAAGCUCUGAAUGAUCUAAACAAUCAACUAAAGAAGCUGAAUGGUGAAAUGGGAGAAAGGGAAAGCGCUCUUGAGCAGCAGUACCAGGAUGCGCUGGACCAAACCAAGAGGAAACUUCAAGCCCAUGAAGUCACCAUCCAGCGGCUCACAUCUUCUCUGGCUGAUAAAGAACAGCAGCUACAGGAAUACAUAAACAUGGUCAAAAACUUUGAUGAAAGCAAAAGUCCCAGCAGUAACGAGGGUGCUCUUGCCAAGCUGCGGCAAAGGCUAAAAGAAAAGGAGAGCGCUCUAGAAAGAGCUCUUGAUGAGAAAUUUGCUGCUGUUGAGGAGAAGGACAAUGAAAUUCACAAGCUGCAUCUAACAUUACGGGAAAAAGAAAGAGACUUGGAUAGAUUAAAUAACCUGCUCGCUCAUAACGAGGAAACUAUUAACAAUUUCGACAGUCUGAUCAAGGAGAAAGACGUAGAGCUGCAGCAUCUUGCAAACACUCUGAAGAACUUACAGAGAGCCAAGCAAGAUGUAGAAGAUAAUCUGAACAGAUCACUGAGAGAGAAAGACGCCAUCAUAAAGCAGCUGCAGCUCUCCUUGGAGGGAAAAACCAAAGAUAUGGAUGAACUGGCUGAAUCGAUGCUGAGCCAGUCACAGUCUCAGUCCCGGGACCUCGCCGAGCAAAUGGGCCAGAGGUUAAAGGUCACAGAGGCGAUGCUGGCUGAGGCUGUGAAGGCAAGGGAAGCUCUAGUUGCUGACAACGAGAGUGCUGUCGAAGGACUGUUGGCUACCAUCAGAAGCAAGGACCAGCUUCUCAAGGAGUCUGCUGAGCACUUCAACCGCAUGCUGUCAGAGCGUACCCAGGAGAUUCAGGCUCUCAGGAAGCAGCUGGCUGAUAAGCAACUCCAGCUUACCACUGCUGAGAGGCAAAGCUCCUCAACAGCCCAGGAGACUUAUUUAGAAACGGCAGAACUCAGAACGCUGCUUGCAGAAAAAGACAGCCUCAUUGAUAAGCUCCUGCAGCGCGGUCAGGAUAGAGACCAGUUCCUGGCACAGAUGAGUCAGAAGACAGAACAUGAUCAUGUGUUGGAGCUCAAACAAACCAUCCAGAUUAUGCAAGAGAAGCUGGACGGCAGGGAAGCCGAGCUGUCGAGGAGAAACAGCGCAGAAAACCAGGAGGGCGUUCCAUUAUCCAAGAAAACCGUUGCCCUGAAGAAGGAGCUGGCACAGAAAACAGAGGCACUGAACAACGCCCUGAAAAGAGAAAAUGAGCUGAAGAUGUCAUUGGCUGAACUGCAGACGGUGCUGUCUGAGCUGGAGGCUCGCAGUGUAGGCCAGUCCGCUAAUAUUGACUUCCUGACUGCUACUCUGAAGACCAAAGAGGAGAUUAUCAACGUUUUCCACCAGCGCCUCGGUCCGGGCGGCGACAGUCAGGUUGCUUUUACCCAGGAACACGUUAUCAGCUCCGGCAUGGAGAGGUCACUGCCUGAACUCCCUCAGCGAGAGAGAACAAUAAUCGGUGGAGACAGGCUACAGGAAUCUCUGCCUGGCCUGACAGCCUUGCAGCAGGAGCAUGAUGCUCUGAACAAAGCUCUAAGAGCUGAGCAGCAGCUUUACUCCAGCCUGAUCAGAACUGUAAAGGAACACGAUAGCGCCCAGCGCCUCCACGCUCUGCAGCUUGAACUGACAGCCGUGCAGCUUCUCCGGCAGCGGCUGGAAGACGGCAUAAAAGCCAACGAGGAGCUAAGGGAUGACUUGGAGAAAGAACUGCACAGGGCCAAGAUGAAAGAAGGUAUGGAUCUGGUUGAUCCUAAAGAGCUGGAAAGCAUGAGGCAUCAACUCGAAGACGCCCAGCGCUGGAACGCAUCCCUGCAGGCUCGAUUAGGAGCCAUUCAGAACCGCGGUGGAGGUGUUGGAGGAGCCACUGAUUGUGGCGAUACUUUAAGUUUUGUUGGAGAUCAGACUUCGUACAUGAGUAUCUGCGUGGGAGAAGGGUCAGACGACGACGGCUUCUCCCAACUCUCCGCUCAGGAGCUCAGACAAAAAGUUCUCGAGCUCCAAGAAUCUGUCAGUAGACUGCAGGCUUUAAACGACGACCUGCAAAGCCGCCUAACGAAGAACGCCGUUCCAGACAAGAACGGUGAUGAUCUAACCGGUGGAAGUCUGUGGAAGCAGCAGCCUCAGAUGAUACAUGAGAUGCAGCUGCCAGCUCCCAGGAUGCAUUUCUCUGAUCAGGAUGAAAAUGCACUGACUGGAACCACGCCUGAAGAGGUUGCAUCAGAAGGAUGCGUAAGGACUGAGGUUAUGAGUAGAGAGCAUACUCACUCGAACACAAAGGAAAACGAUUUUGAGGAAAGAAAUGGGGAUCUAGUAGCUCUUAAGUCUCUGUUAAAGGAUUGUGGCUCUCAUUCAGUCUCACAUCUAAGAGAGGAACUGCUUCAUCUUAGAUCAGACAAUGCAAAGCUGCGCGGUCUUCUGAAGGAACACAAAUCGACUGAGUCUAAAGAGAAGGAGAGCAGAGAUGCUUCUGGAAACAGCAGUGAUGGACCAGCGGAUCUGAGGAAGAGUUUGGAAACUCUUGAAGCUCUUGGUUGUAAGACAGAGGGGGGAAUCUCUCUAUCUGCUGAAGUUACAGCACAAAAGAUGGAGAACCCUAUCCCUGAGUUACAGAAAAAGACUCCUAAACAAAGACACAGGGCUGGUGUCAAAUCCCGUCUCCCAGUGCCGGUGAAGCUCAGAGCAGGAACCAGCUGCAGCAGUCAGACUGUGAACUCUGAGCAGCAGGAAACUGAUACUCAGCAACCUAAUUUAGAUGAUGUCUUUGGUCAGGAAACACUCACUGCCCCCGACUCUCCAUCAGCACUCCAUCAGAACACUUCUCCUUCCUCUACUUUGCAAUGGACUCGACCUAGCUGCAGCUCAUCCGAGUCCCACGGGGACUCAGAAACCAGAGGCCACGCCCACUCUGACUCCACUCUCCUUACUCAGCUGGAGCUCCUCCACCAGGAGUGCCAGGAGAAAGAGGUUCUGAUCAACAAGCUGAAUGAGCAGCUCGCCGAUUGGGAGGAGCUGCACGCGCAGCUGCAGGAGAAGGAGCGUCUGAACCAGCAGUACACGUCGGCCCUGCAGGCUGCUCAGUCCACCAUCGCCUACUUGACCGCUUGCAGUCUGGAUAGUCAGCCGGGAUUCGGUUCUGCCUCUGACUUUGAUGCUUCCCUGCAAAAACGAUGCAUGGAGCUGCAGCAAGCUGUUCAGGAGAAGGAGGAGCUCAACAACCAGCUAAUGGAGCUUCUGGAGAUGAAGGAGAAGGCCUCCUCCUCCUCACCUCACAGUGAAGACAAAACAGGGAAAUCUUCCAGAAAUGAUAGCGGCGUCACGGUGGCGUCUGGCGACUCUUUCAGUGAGCUUCAGCGGCACGCAGACUCGCUGCAAAGAGCGCUUUUAGAGCAAACUCGGCUCAACGCAGAGCUUCAAGAACAGUUACGGGUCGCCAAAGCUGCUGCUCCGCCCAGUGCCAGCACGAGUGAUGUCGGCACUAAUGGCCUCCUGUCAGGGGUAAAUGCAAUAUCAGCAGAUUCCCUUGACGAGGAUUCUAAAGAAGACCCUGAUUCAUUAGAAGAUUUUAGUAAAACGGUUUUAGAUGAAAAAAUGUUUAAAGUUAUGUUGAACUGUUUAACUGCAGCAGAGUCUGCUGUUGCCUCCUUAGCAGCUCACUGUGCAAAUGCAGACCUGUCCUCUCCAAUAAACCUGGACCUGCAGGCCAGCUUAGACACACUUCAAAAAUCCCUGCAAGACAAAGAACAGCUGACUCAGUCUACCAGCUGCAGUUCUGUAACUGGAACAGUAGGGCAGAAGCUCCAUCAGGAUCUCUGGCUCCUCUACAAGCUCUUCAGUGAUCACACCCGCAGGAUAUCUGACCUCCAAGCUUCUCUACAAGAAGAGAGGGGCCACAAAAAGCAGGACGGAGCUCUAGGAACACCGCAAGGAGCCAAAGGGUUACCACUGAACGUUCAAGUCCAACUGGAAGCUUUGCAUAAAGCUCUGAGAGAGAAGAAGAAGACUUGUAAAACCCUGGAGGAGAAGCUGGCCGCUGCUCUCACAGCAUCCCCUGAAACCGCACGGAAAGCUCCAGAGCAGGGCGACAAAGCCGUGCAGGUGGAUUUUCAGGACCUGGGUUACGAAACUGCAGUGAAGAGUGAAAAUGAUAGGGAAGAGAGCAGUAGCACAGAUCUUGAGGUGGCUGUGAACCCCAGCUGCAGUGCUUCCAGUCUGCCUUUGCUGAAACACAACACUUUCUCCUCAACGGAAAACUUGGACUCAUCCUCCAGCACUCCGUAUCCCAGUUCUCCAGCUCUCAGCUCAGCCAAGGUCAGUCAGAAAGGUUUUCAAGUUUUUGAAGACUACGGUGCGUCUGAAGACCCUCUCCAGCUUCAAGCACAAAUCCGAGAUCUGAAGGUCCAGCUUGAGAAUCAGAGCAAACUGAUCCUUCAAAUGCAAAGCCUCCUGCGCAGGAACUCUCUCUCCAGCAUCUCUCCAGCCGCCAGCAUCUGCGACCCAUUCACCACCAGGGAACCAGAAGGAACAUUCAAAGUGGAGCGCAGCCAAGAGGGGAACUGUAGGGGCGGACAACCAAAAGGGAAGCAGGGUGAGGGUCAGUCAAAGAACAAAAGCAGCCUCCCUGGUAAAGACCUGGAUGGAGAGAAGGUCCAGGACCGGAGCAUGAGUGAGCUGCAGCAUGCUCGGAGCCGCUCCACAUCACCUGCAAGACUGGAUUCUCUUGUCCAGUCACAAGCCAGAGAGCUGUCCCAGCUCCGCCAGCAGAUCAAGGAGAGCCGCAGGCUCGGAGCUCUGCACCGCCAGCAGCUGGAGGAGCUGAACAAGGCCUUUAAGGAGCUGCUGCAUGCUGGGGAGGUGGACUGCCACAUGGGGGAGGUGGUCAAAGAGCAGCUAGACAAGAGCCUCACCAUAUUAGGCAGGCUGGAGGGACGCCUGGACAAAGGGGAGACUCCUGUGGAUGAGGAUGUAGCAGCUCUGCAGCUGUCACGCAAGUUGGCUAAGGAGCUGCAGGAGAAGAAUCAGCUCAUCCACAACCUUCAGAACCAGAUCCGAGGCCGUAGUCCGAGUAGCCACCACAGCUCUCACUCUGACAUUUGCCUCUCAGACGGGACGGCUUCGUCGUGCCGCAGCAGCCUCACCGCACAAGGCCAUCAGCACCAUGCUGAGUGGACAGCAGCAGCCUCGUCUCUGGGGGGAGGAGCUUCAGAGGAGGGCGUGUCCGGUCACAGGGAUGCCGGCAGCAGAGUCCAGGGUCUGCGAAGGGAGAACGGCCGCCUGCAGGAGCAGCUGAGGAGCAGCGAGGAGCUCAACUCCACCCUGCGCAGCGAGCUCAACCUGCACCGCUCCAUCAUGGCCCAGACCAGCUGUCACCACCAGGACCGGGACAGAGUUUCAGAACCGCAGGAAGUGCACCGACGCGACAUCACCUCACAGAGACGCGGCGGCGCAGACGAGCCUCGUACUAUGAAUCCAGACCUGCUGGCAGAACACCUACUGGAGAUCCGAGCUCUGCGGCAGCGGCUGGAGGAAAGCAUUCGCACCAACGACCGCCUCAGAGAGCAGCUGGAGAGGAGACUGGCCGAGGUGGAAAAAGACCCAGCCACUAAUAUCUUCAUUCAUGGCAAUGAAGAGCAGGGACAGCUGGCCAACGAGGUGCAGUUCCUCUGGGGUCAAAACCAAGCUCUGAAGGAGCAGCUCAACGUGGGAUCUAGAGACAAGCAGAAGGAGAACGAGAAGCUCCGGGAGACUCUGGCUCGGCGGAGCGCCAAGCUGGAGCAGAGUCGGCUGGAGUGUGAAACGCUGAGGUUGGAGAACAGCCGCCUGCAGGAGCGGUUGGAGCACAGCAGCCAGGAGAAGUCCCUUCUGCAGGAUUCUCUACACGCCAGCAAAGAGCAGCUGCACAGGCUGCAGAACGAGGUGAAGCUCCAAAGACAGCAGCUGUCCGACUCCCAGCAUCUCCUCCAGUCGCUGCGGGUGGAGCUGAAGGUUUACGAAAAAAUGAAAACGGACCUCAGCAAACAUGGAGAUUCGGAGGAGCCGACCCAAGCGCCCGUCUCUGACCCGUCCAGCAGCUCUUUGGACCUCCGGGAGCUCCUGUCAGAGAUCAGACACCUGAGGCUGCAGCUGGAGAGGAGCAUCCAGACCAACACGGCUCUGCGGCAGAAACUGGAGGAGCAGCUGCUGCAAGCUCCCAGUCGCUCUGAAACCAUCAACAUCAACUACCUGCUGUCCUCUCCAGAUGAAAGAAGUCGGUCUCCGGAUCGGGAAGGCUACGAUCUUCAUCAUCACUCCUUCCAGAGUCACAAGCGCACCACUGUUCACGACGUGAAGCAGCGCGCUCAUUCUGACUGCUCGGCCAGCAGCAGCUCCAGCGACGGCGUCUCUGGCCGUCCCUCCCGGCUGGUCCCGGGCCACCGGAUGUGGGCCAACCGCAGCGGGCGCCACGUUUUGGGUUUGAUCGAGGAUUACAACGCUCUCCGGAAGCAGAUCUCCGAGGGUCGGCAGCUGUCACGCAGCAUGGACGCCCAGCUGCAGGAGUGUCUGCACACGCUCAAACAGCAGAACCCCGACAAGGAGCAAAUGAAAAGUUUGUGCAGCAGCACAAACACCAUGCAGCAGGUCCUGGAUGAGGCCGGCCGCCUCCUCAAGCUGCUGUGGAGGGUCUCUCUGCCGGCUGCUUUCCCCACAGGGGAGAGCAGCUCCAACCAGCAGGAUGAGCUCCUGAAAACUGAGAUAGCCAGGCUGAAGAGCAGACUGUCGCAGCAGGAGAGGAUGCUGAUCGGCGCCGUUAAACGACUCCGCACCACCAACCAGCUCAAGGAGGGAAUGGAGAGGGUCAUUAUUGAUCAACUGUCUCUGACCCACGGAGUUUUGAAGAAAGCCAGAGGAAACUUGGAGAUGAAUUAUAGUUCCCUGUUGGGCUUGUCAGGAGCAGCAGAUGAAGGAGAUCCCAGUCAAUGGACAGUAGACCCCCCGCCUGCAGACGGACUCUCAGAGGAUCACAACAGUAACUCAUCUCUGCACUGCACUUACUGAGCCUGCUGCAGACUCGGCCUUUUAGCUCGACUUCCUGUAGGUACUGAGGGUUUCUUUUUAAACAAAAUGCCUGUAAAUAAGAACCCUUUUGUUAUUUUUAUAUUAUGUAUAUUUGAAAACUGUAUUUUAAUACCGACUUUGUAAUUUUUAUUCACCUGCUGUCUUAUGUAUAAAACAUGGCGUUCAGUAUAAAUGCAGUAAAAAGAAGCAUCAUGGUGAAUCUUUAGUCUGCAGCGUUUUGAUGUAUUUAAAUCCCUUUAUUAGUUUAGUACAAAUGUUGGCCACAACACAACGGCAAAUGCAAAAAUAAUACAAACAAGUGGAAUACAUGGAGUUAGGUUACAUUUGAUCUGAAAUGGUUCUGGGGUUGUGCCAUCAGUGACCUAUAAAACUAGGUCUGUGGAACCAGUAUCACCAACAACCUGGUUGUUUAGGUUUGGCAACAAUCGUUUUCUUGAAGUGGGGUCUAAAACGCUACGAUUUUAUUUAUUAAUAACAAAACGAGAAAAUAAAA